This is a messenger RNA of Penicillium mononematosum, 1599 nucleotides long. RefSeq lists its product as uncharacterized. The record is from RefSeq and is a predicted model, not a curated record. NCBI's taxonomy places the organism in Eukaryota, Fungi, Ascomycota, Eurotiomycetes, Eurotiales, Aspergillaceae. Bases 1 to 1599 code for a protein of 532 amino acids. The transcript has 2 exons.
AUGCCCAUCCCAACACGCUCGGCUUCGCUGCGCGAUCCCCGUAAACAAACUUCAAGUAUAGCACGACCUACCACGAAACCCUCCACUCCGCUACCCGCCACGGCCGGCCCGACCAAGGACUCUGUCCGAGAGACAAAUAACAAGAGCCGCUCACCAUCAAAUCCCUCGCCGGUCGAGGGUUUGGCUCUGAAAGACAAUGGACUCACUGCCCGAGGAAGAACCCUACUCCCCCAGCGCAGUAACCUUGCUCAAGACAAUGGUCGUGGAACGGGUCAUGGGCGCAUUCAGCCACCUAGCAGCAAGCCGAAACUACGCGGGGACCCGUCACCAACUAGACAGCGAGAGUUAUCGCCGGCAAGAAAACCAAUACAUGCGGAUUCUACAGCAAUAAAUACCACGGUGGCACCCAGCCGUCGUCAAAGCAUCAUGCGACCCGGUGCAUUCAAGAUGCCUUCAGCGAAGAUUACAGUCCCUUCGUCAAAGAGCUCAGCGCCAUCAUUUGCACCACCAUCGCCCCGCAAAGCGCCAGGAACGCGAUCCCCAGUCCAACCUCCUACGACCAGAAGGCCCGCUUCACCCAAGAAGACAGACAUGUUACCCCCACCCCGCCCCACACGGUCAUACUCUUUGAGGCAACCUGCCAAUGCCAGCAAGGAACCGCCCGCAGCAGCCAAACUCCAUGCGCGCCAUAGGAGUCAGCUGGUGCAGAAUACAAAACAAGCCGAAACAACCCCAGCAAUCGGCCAACGUGCACGAACACUCUCAACCUACCAACGACCGGCGUCCCCUAAGAAAUUCUCCAAACCUCCAACACCUACACCGGGAGCCGAACCUCAGCCUGGGAAUAUGCUGAUUCCUUCAUCAUGGCCGGAUAUUGCUGCACUACAAACUGAACUUCUUCAGCUUAGUCUUUUCCAUUCUAACUCACUGCAAAACCAUGCUGAAUGGAAAUCUGAUUCCGAGUCACGUCUGCGCAAAAAGUACGAUAGUGUCGCUAGCCAAUAUCGUUUGGUACUGGCAGAUGAAACACAGCGGCAGUGCCAGCUGAAUGUGCAGGCCUUAGGGCUUUGGCUUUCCAAUUGUCGUGAACAUCGCGGUCCGCAUGAUUUCUCCGAGCAGGUUCAAAUUCUAUCCCGGGUUCUCCAAGAUGUCUCGGACAUGAUUGCUGGCAGCAGAGGUGCACAUUAUUCUCAGGCUGUGAAGAUCUUUGAAGAAUGGCUUAACCAAGCGGAGGUCAUUCGCCAUAGCCGUGAACCAGGGCGCGUUGAUGCCGGUGCCUUUAUUGACCCCCUGGCGCGAAGCUGGAAAGAAUCAUUGCAUACUUUAAAUGUGAGGUUGGAGCUCUGUGGUCGCGAAUUGCAACUCCUCGAUAUCCUCGGUUUCGGCCAAGUGGAACGUCUAGAACAGUCUGCUCUUGCCAGAGUGGCCAGGAAUCUAGCUGAAUUGAUACAGCUUAUGACGCAGGAGAUUCGUGCUAUGCAAGCAUUGGAAAGAGAAGUGGUGAGUUCAGAAAGAGAUUCUGUCAGCCGUCUUGCGACGCAACUGGCGGGCUCUAUGAGGGAAACGAGGGCACCCCGAGUUGGGGCAUGGAGAAGCUAG